UCACACAACUCAAAAAUGGCAGAUGAAGAAGUGAAGCUAAUUGGAACUUGGGCUAGUCCUUACACUCGCAGAGUAGAACUAGCUCUCAAAAUAAAAGGAGUCAAAUAUGAGUAUAUAGAGGAAGAUAUCUUCAACAAGAGUCCUUUGCUUCUUAAGUAUAACCCAGUUCAUCAAAAGGUUCCCGUGCUUAUACAUAAAGGAAAACCAAUCGCAGAAUCACUUGUCAUUCUUGAGUAUAUUGAUGAGACCUGGAAACACCAUCAUCAUAUCCUACCUAAAGAGCCUUAUCAUAGAGCCACUGCUCGUUUCUGGGCUAAGUUCGUAGAGGAAAAGAUCCAAGAAACAGCAAGAAAGUUUGUCUCUGCCUUGGAGGAGGAGAAACAAAAGAUAAUUGAAGAAGUUCAUGGACACCUCAAAUUGCUAGAGAAUGAGUUGAAAGAAAAAGAAAAAGAAUUCUUUGGAGGAAUUGAAAUUGGGUAUCUGGACAUUGUUGCAUUUUUUACAUGUCAUUGGCUUCAAGUGCACCAAGAAGUUCUGGAGAUAGAAUUCAUCACUGAAAAGAAGCAUCCAAUUUUCUGCAAAUGGUUGGAAAAGCUCCAUAAAAUUGAUGUCGUUCAUGGAUGCCUGCCUCCAAGGGACAAACAUAUUACUUUUAUCAAAGCUCGCAUUGAAGCUGUCAAGUUCUCUUCUAAAUGAUCAUAAGAGAGAGAGAGUGCCGUACACACACACAUAUAUGCAUUUAUAUGUCUGCUAUGAUGCAUAGAAAUUUUUAGCCAUGGCCAUUUCAUAAACGUUUCAGCGUGUCAAUUUCCACAUAUAAAAUACUGGUUUUCCGUUAAAAUUGUUUUUCCCUCAUCGUUUUUCAUAUUUCCUCGUUUCCGUUUCUGUGCAAUGUAGUAUCUCUGUAAUACACGGAGUAAUAAGGAUUAAGUGUGUUAUGGAUAUGUAAUAUAUAAAUUAGAGUGAUUACGUUUGUUAAAGUGGAGUCUUACUCCCUCAUGUAUAACCAUAUAUAUGAAUAAAAGCUGGGUUGUUUGAA
Messenger RNA from Jatropha curcas, 1039 nucleotides. RefSeq names its product glutathione S-transferase U7. Gene Ontology annotation, molecular function: glutathione transferase activity. Gene Ontology annotation, biological process: glutathione metabolic process. The record is from RefSeq and is a predicted model, not a curated record. NCBI's taxonomy places the organism in Eukaryota, Viridiplantae, Streptophyta, Magnoliopsida, Malpighiales, Euphorbiaceae. Gene Ontology annotation, cellular component: cytoplasm.